AGGAUCAGAGAUUUUCUGAGAAUAAAUCCGCCGGUCUUCACGGGCUCCAACGUUGAUGAAGACCCCCAAAAUUUCAUUGAUGAGAUGUGGAAAAUACUAAAAGCGAUGCAUGCUACAGAGAUUGAGGGGGUUGAAUUGGUGUCCUAUCAACUCAAGGAUGUGGCAAAUGUCUGGUAUAAUCAGUGGGAAGAAAGUAGAGGUAAGGAUGCAGAGCCUGCUCUUUGGGAUGAGUUUGAAAGAGCAUUUCUUGAUAACUUCUUUCCCCAAGAGCUACGUGAAGCAAAAAUUGAGGAGUUUGUGAACCUCAAGCAAGAGAGUAUGACUGUGAAAGAGUAUAGUUUGAAGUUUAUUCAAUUGUCCAAAUAUGCCCCAGAAAUGAUUCCUCAUAUGAGGUCUAAGAUGAGGAAGUUUGUCUCUGGCCUAGGCAAACAUGUAAAGAAAGAAUGUAAGGCAAUGCUAAUGAUUUCUGACAUGGAUUUUUCUAGAUUGAUGGUGUAUGCUCAGCAGGUUGAGGAUGACAAGAAAAAGGACCGAGAGGAACACCUAAGCAAGAAGGCUAAGUCUGCUGGGCAUGAGAAUGAGCAGAAGCAAGCUACAUUAUCUUUUGUGACUCCUUACUUGGCUAGUAAAUUUGAGAUCCUUCCUGAGUGUCUUCUUGAGCCUUUCAGCGUGUCUACUCCUGUUGGUGAGUCUAUCUUAGCUGAGAGGUUUCCUGAAGUCUUUCCUGAGGAUCUACCCGGAAUCCCUCCUGAUAGAGAGAUAGACUUUGGUAUUGAUGUCCUUCCUGAUACACAACCUAUCUCCAUUCCUCCUUAUAGGAUGGAUCCUGCUGAGUUGAAAGAGUUGAAAGAACAACUGAAAGACCUGCUAGAUAAGGGGUUUAUUAGGCCAAGUUUUGCAUACAAUAAUAGUUUCUAUUCGAGUAUUCAAAUGGCUCCUUAUGAAGCUCUGUAUGGGAGGAGAUGUAGAUCACCAAUUUGUUGGUUUGAAGUUGGUGAAGCUGAGUUGAUUGGACCAGACUUGGUUCACCAAGCUAUGGAGAAGGUGAAGGGUGUGAUGAGAUUUGGCAAGAAAGGGAAGCUUAGUCCCCGCUACAUUGGUCCUUAUCAGAUUAUGAGGAGGGUAGGUAACGUAGCCUAUGAAUUGGAGUUCAUUGGAGUGAAAGAGAGCUUGAGUUAUGAAGAGAUUCCAGUUCAGAUUCUUGAUCGCCAGGUUCGCAAAUUAAGAACUAACGAAGUAGCAUCUGUC
Messenger RNA from Solanum dulcamara, 1248 nucleotides. RefSeq lists its product as uncharacterized. The record is from RefSeq and is a predicted model, not a curated record. The transcript is spliced from 6 exons. The annotation marks the transcript as partial. Lineage: Eukaryota; Viridiplantae; Streptophyta; Magnoliopsida; Solanales; Solanaceae.